Molecule: messenger RNA, 405 nt
Organism: Candidula unifasciata
Lineage: Eukaryota; Metazoa; Mollusca; Gastropoda; Stylommatophora; Geomitridae
Source: the annotation of a GenBank genome assembly
UUCAAGGUCACGUCCAGCGACCCCGCUGACCUCCUGGCCACGGCCGAGGUGGCUCUACAUAGUGUCAGCCUCAGCCCGGAGUGUUUCCAUGCAGCGCUGGUACUGACAUCUUGUGGUGCCAGCGGAGCACACGGACCAACCCAGCAAGACUGUGAUCAGUCUUAUGAUCAGAAAGACCUGGUCAGUGUCUGGGAGAGUGGACAGUUUAACGGCAUCCAGUCAUGGACCGUACCUGAAACAAUGGUCUAUAGGAUACAAGCCGCCGGCGCUAAAGGAGGUCGAGGCAACAAUGAUGGCGACGUCUUCGCUGGAAGCCUGGGCUCCAGUGUCGUAGCCAAGUUUAAACUUUACAAAGGGGAGAAGCUCUAUUUUCUCAUUGGUCAGACUGGAGAAGAUUCUUGUCUG